CACCUUCAUGGUACAGAAAAGCCAGCAGGGUUAAGGCUGAAGUUAGCUCGCUCAGCCCAAAUCCAGCUGCAGGUACAGGCAUCAGGACUGUUUGUCCAUGUAGAGUAUAGAUAAUGCCAUGAAUCGACACACUCCCAUACAGUAGGCGGCGGUAUGCACCUUUAAAAAGUUGGAAAAAAAAAAAAAAAAAAAAAAAAAAAAAAACAGACGAAGAAGAAGCAGGAACCGUAAACAAGAUGGAGUUGCAGCCUGCGCUGCAGCUGAUCAGGUCAAAGGAGCUUCCAUCAGUGUUCAGUGUGGUGAUUAAAGAGGAGGUUCCCCCUGAGCAGCAGGAGCCAGAGCCCCCACACAUUAAAGAGGAGCAGGAGGAGCUCAGGACCAAUCAGGAGGCAGAGCAGCUUCAACAUAUCAGCGAGUUGCCGUUCCCUGCUGAGGCUGUGAAGAGUGAGGAUGAGUUGUUCAGUGUGGUGAUUAAAGAGGAGGUUCCCCCUGAGCAGCAGGAGCCAGAGCCCCCACACAUUAAAGAGGAGCAGGAGGAGCUCUGGACCAAUCAGGAGGCAGAGCAGCUUCAACAUAUCAGCGAGUUCCAGGUCACUGCUGUGGCUGUGAAGAGUGAGGAUGAUGAAGACGAGGCUCCGUGCUCACAGCCUCAUCAAGAAGCUGAACAGAUGAAAACAGACGCUGAUGGAGAGGAACCGGCCAGGAACUCAGAUCCAGCUGCUGAUUUCCAAGCAGCCGGUGACGAGCAGCUCCUCUGCUUGGACUCUGAACCUGAGACCGAUGACAGCGAGGACGAACGGGAGGAGACCAGAAAACCUCAGUCAGGUUCAAACACACCAAACAGAUCUGAACUGGGAGAGGAACCAUGGAGCUGCUCUGUUCGUGGUGCAAGCUCCAAACAAAAAGGAGACUUGAACGGACACCUGGUGCUUCACAAGAGAGAAAAACCAUUCAGCUGCUCCGUCUGCGGUAAAAGUUUUAUACAGAAAAGUGUCUUAAACAGACACAUGAGAAUCCACACAGGAGAGAAACCAGUCAGCUGCUCCAUCUGUGGCAAAAACUUCAUCCAGAAAAGCGACUUAAACAUUCACAUGAGAGUCCACACGGGGGAGAAGCCAGUUAGCUGCUCAGUCUGUGGUAAGAACUUCAUACAGAAGAGCGACUUAAACAGACACAUGAGAAUCCACACGGGAGAGAAACCGUUCGGCUGCUCGGUCUGCGGCAAAAGUUUUGUACAGAAGGUCAACUUGGACAGUCACAUGAGAAUCCACACGGGAGAGAAACCGUUCAGCUGCUCCAUCUGCGCCAAGAGUUACAAAGAGAAAACCAAAUUAAACAAACACAUGAGAGUGCACACGGCAGAGAAACCGUUCGGCUGCCCCGUCUGCGCUAAAAGCUACAAAGAGAAAAGUAAUUUAAACAAACACAUGAGAGUCCACACGGCAGAGAGAGCGUCCAGCUGCUCAGUGUGUGGGAAACGCUUCACACAGAAAAAUGAAUUCAACAUUCACAUGCGAGGCCACAGAGGACAGAGAGCAGCAGGUGGAGCUGCAGAGCUGCUGGUUUCAGCUGAACUGAUCAACAGUAACAGAACAAUAAAUUAGAGACAAGAUACUCCAUCUCUAAAUGUUGAGGUUAGAGAUGCAGCCCUCAUCUUGUGUAAACCCAAUUUCCCCUCGGAGAUCAAUAAACUUUCUGAUUCUGAUUCUGAUUCUGAUUCUGAUUCUGAUUCUGUGUCCGUGCUCGUGUU
This is a messenger RNA of Myripristis murdjan (pinecone soldierfish), 1750 nucleotides long. RefSeq names its product zinc finger protein OZF-like. The record is from RefSeq and is a predicted model, not a curated record. NCBI's taxonomy places the organism in Eukaryota, Metazoa, Chordata, Actinopteri, Holocentriformes, Holocentridae. Gene Ontology annotation, biological process: regulation of transcription by RNA polymerase II. Bases 237 to 1604 code for a protein of 455 amino acids. The transcript is spliced from 3 exons. Gene Ontology annotation, molecular function: DNA-binding transcription factor activity, RNA polymerase II-specific; RNA polymerase II cis-regulatory region sequence-specific DNA binding.